AUGUUCCGGCGCUUCGAUGGACCCCCCGCGCAGCGGAAACGCUCUGGGGGUGGAGACGAUCUCGGAGGUGGAGUAGCCAAACGAUCAAAGACGGAUGGAGUUUGGGACUUGAGGUUCCUGAUUCCCUCACAGCGUGCCGGAGCUAUCAUAGGCAAGUCCGGGAAGCAGAUAGUGGAGCUUCGGAGCACCUUCAACUGUAAACUCGUCGUCCCGGAUUGUGAGGGCGUGCCGGAACGUCUGAUGCUAGUUCGAGUAAACAAAGAUCUCCUCCCGCAGCUGAUCUCUUCGGUGGUUCAGAAAAUCACUGCAAACGAAGAUGCUACCAAUGGCAAGAAUCGCGCUGAAAUGAAACUCUUGCUGCACCAGAAGGAGGCUGUAGCUUUAAUCGGGAAGGGAGGCGCGCGGAUCAAAGAUAUUCGUGAGAAAACGCAGGCGGCCAUCAAGAUCUUCGACAAAACAUGCCCCUUGUCAUCGGACAAAGUUGUGAGGAUCACUGGUUCAGCCGACGUUGUGACAGAAGCGAUUCGGACUGUUUGUGAGGCACUAGAAAAUGAAGACGUGCAGAUCAGCGAUCAUUACACGUACGAUCCAGCGAAUUACGAGCCAUACACAGCGUACGAGUGGGGCGGAAUGGAUCCGGCCGACGAGAACUUUGCACUGUCAUCCAAUCCAAAAGCCCGAGGCGGGCCUGCUGGGGGAGGCAUCGGUGGAGGUGGUGGAGGAGGACUUGGUGCCGGUGUUGGAGCUGGAGGCGGCUGCGGAAGAGGACCUCCUGGCGCUCGGGAAUGGCCCCCGUCGUGGCCGCCUCAUGAGAGACCUCCUCCUUGCUUCAAUGAUUUCGAUUACAACGACUACCCGGCGGCGCAUGAGGAAUAUGAGAGAGCUGCCAGGCCGCUCCCCCCGCCCAGAAUGCCCCCACCAAGGAACUCUGCGAGAAUGCCCUCUUAUAGACUUCCGCGAAGGACCUACUGAUCAUUACGUCGAUCGGUCGAUCGCAUGCUGCAGAUACUAUACAAACUCACUUUCUCCAGUGCAGCUCUCGUCCACAGCAGAGAGUCCUGGAUCAACUAAGUCAUCAUACUCUACGAUAAGCAUAAUUUCGAAGCGUGAGAUUCAUGAAAUACGAUCAUUUUAACGACACCACAUGAUACAAAUGAAUGAGUAACGCCAAUUGAACGUGCCUUCGGAAGUGUACCACGCUAUAUUUCUGAUGGCUUUCAG
Molecule: messenger RNA, 1221 nt
Organism: Galendromus occidentalis (western predatory mite)
Lineage: Eukaryota; Metazoa; Arthropoda; Arachnida; Mesostigmata; Phytoseiidae
Product: heterogeneous nuclear ribonucleoprotein K-like
Exons: 1
Coding region: 1-972 (323 amino acids)
Molecular function (GO): RNA binding
Source: RefSeq, a predicted model, not a curated record